AUGGCCAUGUCUCACAUGUCACUAGAUGAGAGAGCUGACUUUGUCGAGGAUAUUAUCCAUUAUGACUUCACCAAUCGUGCAGUUCUCUACGAAGCUCUCCGUAGCGCCGGCGCGCUUGCUCUGACCGGACGAGCACAUCGUUCCGACGGCAACAAGGACCUGGCGCAAAUCGGCGAUGCGGUCCUGCAGCUGAUCCUCGUGACGGACGGGUACGAAGCCAGAGCCAGUCGAGGCUACAUCAACCAGGUGGUCUCAUCGAUGGCCAGCAACCCCCAUCUCGCACAGAUGGGCUCCAAGGCCGGACUGGAGAAUCUCAUUCUCAUCAAUCCGUCUCAAGCCAGCGUGUCCCCUGGAGUGAUGGCUCAAACAGUGGAGGCUAUCCUCGGCGCCGUCUAUCUCGAUAGCGAGAUGGACGUCCAGGCCGUCCGGGCCGUCAUGGCGAUCCUGAACCUGGGGUGGCCAGUGUGA
Aspergillus lentulus is the source of this 468-nucleotide messenger RNA. RefSeq names its product ribonuclease III domain-containing protein. Gene Ontology annotation, biological process: RNA processing. The record is from RefSeq and is a predicted model, not a curated record. Gene Ontology annotation, molecular function: ribonuclease III activity. NCBI's taxonomy places the organism in Eukaryota, Fungi, Ascomycota, Eurotiomycetes, Eurotiales, Aspergillaceae.